AUGCCUUGCUCUCAGAGGUCAACCUAUCCAGCUCUCUUCCCGCAGCCCGAGAAUGACCACAACCGCUCCUCUCUGACGUACUCGUCUCCAAUUCCCUCAUCCGAAUCCAAGCACAGGCCCCCUGUCGGAUUGGGUAUAUCUGGCUGUGGUAUUGAGCAUGUAUUCGAUGAAAUGAGGGUGUUUAACAUCCCGCCCCAACUUCCAUCACAACUGGUCCCUCAAACGCCUACCCUUGAUCUUUCCUACGAUGACUACACCAGCGUAUCAUGCUUUGCUCCGAGUUACGACCAAAUACCGAUCCCACCCCCAGAGUCACUUGGUCUUUACGGCUCCACGUCGAUGAGCGCGUCGCCCAGUUACAAUUCUGCUUUCGAGGCUGGCCCAAGUCAGGAUAUCUUCUCGCCUGGAAUGUCGGAUAUAUGGACUCAUGCCUCCUGCUCAGGCCCGACAACCCCAUCUGAGGCCGUUGCCACUUCAGGUAACUUGCAAUGGAUGCAGGGGAUGGCUAUGCCCGCAACGCCACAAUCCUGCACUGAUACAGUACUGGGGUCGAUUGAAGCUGGGGUCCGAACAUGCUGCAGAGAGAACGUCAACGCCUGGCAGGAAAGCAUUCCACACCAGGCCGCAACCACUAAUACAGUGAACCCAGAGCCUGGUCCUAGGCCUGCUAGGAGAUCCCGCGACUCGCUCGGUGAAUUUCUCUCUGCGAGUGGAAAGCAAUGCCCUACUUGUGGCAAAAAGUUCACCAGACGCUCCAACUGCAAAGAACACCAGAAGAUGCACAACCCCGAGUGGAAACACAAUCAUCCAUGCGAGGAAUGCCACAAGUCCUUUGGAAGGAGCUCGGAUCUCAAAAGGCACAGAGACAACGUGAGCCCACCGAAUCCAGUCACCCAGGAUCAGAGAUCAGUCACUCACAUGCUUAGGUUCAUCUCGGGAUCCGUAAAUAUUAUUGUGAAUCGUGCGACCGGCGCUUCAGCCGACAUGAUUCCCUCAGCAGACACGGCUGCGAUGAGAGAAAACGUUCAUCACCGGGAUCUACCAGCCGCCAUGAACUCCCUUUACUUGCAUCCAGGUCACCUCUAUCUUCAAAGCACUACCGCUCGAUUAGUGAUUGCUAGACGCACAGCUCCCAGACCGGGUAACGACUGA
Messenger RNA from Penicillium olsonii, 1152 nucleotides. The record is from the annotation of a GenBank genome assembly. Lineage: Eukaryota; Fungi; Ascomycota; Eurotiomycetes; Eurotiales; Aspergillaceae.